UCAGCGUUCAGUUGAGCGCCGUACACGUUCGAAGCAGGUCGCGUGUCCGUGGUGGUUCCGAGAGUGUGUGUCCCUAGGUAGAAGAGGCGCACCACACCGUUUGAUUCGUGUGUGCGUGUGUGGUUGUUGUGUGUGAGCGCGAGUGUCCUUCUUGUGGGCCUUCAUCCCCCCCCGUCCCCCUGGUUUCUCUAGAGUGGUGAAAAAAAAUGACAGUGUGAGAAUAAUCCAAAAGGAAAGAGAGCGAGAAAGGAGCGCGCGCGAGCGAGCGUGUAGAAAGAAGCCGAAGAAGAAGAAGAAGGAAAGCGAGUGAGUGAAGAAAAUCGAUUUUCACCAAAGCAGAAGCAGGUCGUCGGCGAAGAAGCGGAAGGAGAAAGAAGAAGGAGUACGAACACAGAGAGAGAGACCCUCCCCGACAGGUCGCCCAGCGCGUGGAAGGAUUUGCCCCUGCCCACCCGUUGGAGCCCUGCUCCCCCUCUCCCCCCAGCGGCGUUCACUCACACAAAGGAAGUUGAAGUUGUCAAACAGGAGUUGAAAAAUCCAGACGCAAAAUGCCACCAAAGAAGAAAGGAGAUAAUUUGGAUGAGCUGAAGCAGGAGUUGGACAUCGAUUUUCACAAAAUCUCCCCGGAAGAACUGUACCAACGACUACAGACACAUCCAGAAAAUGGUCUCAGCCACGCGAAAGCAAAGGAAAACCUGGAACGAGAUGGACCAAACGCACUCACCCCACCUAAACAGACGCCCGAGUGGGUCAAGUUCUGCAAGAAUCUCUUCGGUGGCUUCGCCAUGCUGCUGUGGAUCGGUGCUAUUCUCUGCUUCGUCGCCUACUCGAUCCAGGCCAGUACCGUUGAGGAACCGGCCGACGAUAACCUGUACCUCGGCAUCGUGCUGUCCGCCGUCGUGAUAGUCACCGGUAUCUUCUCGUACUAUCAGGAAUCGAAAAGUUCAAAGAUCAUGGAGUCGUUCAAGAACAUGGUGCCCCAGUUUGCGACCGUGCUGCGCGAGGGUGAGAAGCUGACGCUGCGCGCCGAAGACCUGGUCAUCGGAGACGUCGUCGAGGUCAAGUUCGGAGACAGGAUACCCGCCGAUAUCCGCAUCAUCGAGGCGCGAAGCUUUAAGGUCGACAACUCGUCGCUCACCGGAGAGUCGGAGCCGCAGUCGCGUGCCCCGGACUUUACCCACGAGAACCCGCUGGAAACCAAGAAUCUGGCCUUCUUCUCCACCAACGCCGUCGAGGGAACCGCGAAGGGAGUCGUCAUCAGCUGCGGAGAUCACACCGUGAUGGGACGUAUCGCCGGGUUGGCCUCGGGUCUGGACACCGGAGAGACUCCGAUCGCGAAGGAAAUUCACCACUUUAUCCAUCUGAUUACCGGUGUGGCCGUGUUUCUGGGUGUGACGUUCUUCGUGAUUGCGUUCAUCCUGGGCUAUCACUGGCUGGAUGCCGUUAUCUUCCUGAUUGGUAUUAUUGUCGCUAACGUGCCGGAGGGUCUGCUGGCAACGGUGACGGUGUGUUUGACGCUGACUGCCAAGCGUAUGGCGUCGAAGAACUGUCUGGUGAAGAACUUGGAAGCUGUGGAGACGCUGGGAUCGACUUCGACCAUCUGCUCGGAUAAGACCGGAACGCUGACCCAGAACCGGAUGACCGUCGCUCACAUGUGGUUCGACAACCAGAUUAUCGAGGCCGACACCACUGAAGACCAAAGCGGUGUUCAGUACGACCGUACCAGUCCCGGCUUUAAGGCAUUGUCCCGCAUCGCCACGCUGUGCAAUCGUGCCGAAUUUAAGGGUGGCCAAGAUGGCGUACCAAUCCUGAAGAAGGAAGUCAGUGGCGAUGCGUCGGAAGCUGCCUUGCUGAAGUGUAUGGAGCUGGCUCUCGGUGAUGUACUGAGCAUUCGCAAGCGUAACAAGAAGGUGUGCGAGAUUCCGUUUAACUCGACUAACAAGUACCAGGUGUCGAUCCACGAGACGGAGGAUCCCAGCGAUCCGCGCCAUCUGCUCGUCAUGAAGGGCGCCCCGGAGCGUAUUUUGGAACGUUGCUCGACCAUCUUCAUCAACGGCAAGGAAAAGAUGAUGGACGAAGAGAUGAAGGAGGCGUUCAACAACGCGUACCUGGAGCUGGGAGGACUUGGAGAGCGUGUGCUCGGAUUCUGCGACGUGAUGCUGCCUACGGACAAGUACCCCCAGGGAUUCAAAUUCAACGCCGACGAUAUUAACUUCCCCGUCGAGAACCUGCGCUUCGUCGGCCUCAUGUCCAUGAUUGACCCUCCGCGUGCCGCUGUCCCGGACGCCGUUGCCAAGUGCCGCUCCGCCGGUAUCAAGGUUAUCAUGGUUACUGGAGAUCACCCGAUCACCGCCAAGGCCAUUGCCAAGUCAGUCGGUAUCAUCUCGGAGGGCAACGAAACCAUUGAGGACAUCGCCCAGCGUCUCAAUAUCCCGGUUUCGGAGGUUAACCCUCGUGAGGCUAAGGCCGCCGUUGUGCACGGUUCGGAGCUGCGAGAUCUGGCCUCGGACCAGCUCGAUGAAAUUCUGCGCUACCACACCGAAAUUGUGUUCGCUCGUACAUCGCCCCAGCAAAAGCUGAUCAUCGUCGAGGGUUGCCAGCGUAUGGGCGCCAUCGUGGCCGUAACGGGUGACGGUGUCAACGAUUCACCUGCCCUGAAGAAGGCCGACAUUGGUGUUGCUAUGGGUAUCGCCGGUUCCGACGUGUCCAAGCAGGCCGCCGACAUGAUCCUGCUCGACGACAACUUCGCCUCGAUCGUCACCGGUGUCGAGGAGGGCCGCCUGAUUUUCGACAACCUGAAGAAGUCGAUCGCGUACACGCUGACGUCCAACAUUCCGGAGAUCUCGCCCUUCCUGGCGUUCAUCCUGUGCGACAUUCCGCUCCCGCUCGGCACCGUCACCAUUCUGUGCAUCGAUCUGGGAACCGACAUGGUACCCGCCAUUUCGCUGGCCUACGAGCACGCCGAGUCCGACAUCAUGAAGCGACCGCCCCGUGAUCCGUUCAACGAUAAACUUGUGAACGAAAGACUUAUCUCGAUGGCCUACGGACAGAUCGGUAUGAUCCAGGCCGCCGCCGGUUUCUUCGUGUACUUUGUCAUCAUGGCCGAGAACGGCUUCCUGCCGCUGUACCUGUUCGGUCUGCGCAAGAGCUGGGACUCCAAGGCCGUCAACGAUCUGACCGACUCGUACGGCCAGGAAUGGACCUACCGCGACCGCAAGACGCUCGAGUUCACCUGCCACACCGCGUUCUUCGUGUCCAUCGUGGUCGUCCAGUGGGCCGAUUUGAUCAUCUGCAAGACCCGCCGUAACUCGAUUUUCCACCAGGGCAUGAGAAACUGGGCGCUCAACUUCGGUCUCGUGUUCGAGACGAUACUGGCCGCGGUCCUAUCGUACACGCCCGGCAUGGACAAGGGCCUGCGCAUGUUCCCACUCAAGUUCGUCUGGUGGCUGCCAGCCUUGCCGUUCAGCUUGUCCAUCUUCGUGUACGACGAGAUUCGUCGUUUCUACUUGAGACGCAACCCAGGCGGCUGGUUAGAACAAGAAACGUACUACUAGGUCAACAAAUUUAUAUUUAAAAAGAUUAAUUAAAACAAAAAUGAGAAUGCGAGAGGAAAAAAAAAAGUGGGGCAGAUGGCAAAUCUGCAACCCUGCAACCUGCGGAAGAACAGAGAAAAACGAAAGCCGGAAAUCGCCGCAAGAAGAUGGAAAGGAAGAAAACGCGAAGAGAAGUAAAUAAAACAACAGUGAAAAAUAACAAAAAAUGAGCAUAAAAAAGUAAUUAUAUUUUUUUAAUUAUUAAAUUUAUAUAAAGUUAUAAAUUAUGAUUUCCACACACAGAAACACACAACACACACAAGAAAAAAAAACACACGAAGUAAAAGUAAAUAAAAAAAGCAAGCAGCAUGCAGUAAGAAGCAGAAGCAAAGCAAACUAGCGAAAAGAAGAAGUCGUGAAGAAGAUAAGAAGCAGUAUCUCCCGUCCUCAUCAAGUCAACCCCCCACCCCUCCCCGCGUUAUCCCAUGCCCCUCCUUUGAACUACUUUCGAACGCGCACGCGCACGAUCCCCGAAACUCGUGAGAGAAAGUGUAAAAGAAAACGAAGAAAAGAGAAAGUCACUCGCGCAACGCCAUCACACUCACUGUCACAAAAACAAACAAAGAAACACACACACACACAUUUAGCGUGUGCGCGAAUAGUAAUUUUGCCAUAGUGGUCGUGAAAUUUGCGAUUUUCCACACACACACACUCACACAGCAAGCGAACGAGCAGCAGCACAGCGAGAAAGGUAGAAAUGUGUGUGCUACAUUCGUCUCUUUCGGGCACCUGUCUGCGGAUCGUCGUUCGAUUUCUUUCCGUGUUUCACGCGUACAACAGCAAAAAUAUUCGAACGGCAAUAAUAAAACAAAGUCAACAAGUGUGUGUGUGAUUGUAAAAACGACGUUCAAACAUUACAUAUGCAUACACACAGAGACAUUCUCGCGCGCGCGCUCUCGUUUAAGCACUCACACACACCUCUAUCUUGUCGUUGUAUUGCCCCGCCCCCCUUUUGCGAAUGGAUUUCUAAGCCACGCCUUCCACUCCCCUCCUCCCGAUCCCGCGUCAACCCUUCGUCACUCCUCUCUAUCUUUCAUCAUUCUCUUAUUAUUAAUAAAUUAAAGAUAAAAAAAGAAAUGAAAUCAACUCGUUGUUAGUUACAAAGAAAAGCUAAUUUAAAAAAUUUAAAAAUAAUGAAGAAACUCUAGCAGUAGUGAGAAGAAUCAACAAAGAACUAAAAUUUAGUAGCAGAAACUAAGAUGAGUAAAAAAAAACAAGGAUAAGCGCAAGGAAAAAUUGUUAACGAAAGAAGUGAAUAUAUUAGAGGUGAAUAAAAGUUGUUUUAAAGAUUGUUUUUAUUCCUCUUCUCACGAACACGUGUUUACACUUUCUUUCCUUUACUUCCUUCACCCCCACAAGGUCCCGCCCCACCCCCUCAAACCCCGCAAUCCAGCAUCGUUUCCGUUGAGCAUUGCUUGAGUUUCGAUUGUUUCCGUUUUCCGAGUUUUGGUUUUCGUUUCGACCUUUUUUUUUUUCUUUGGUUUCGAGUCCCCCGCCCCCUUCCACAGCCACACCCCACACUCUCUCUUUCUCUUCAAUUUCACUCCCUUCUUUUAUUGUUUUGUUUUUCUCUAGUUUUUUUUCUACCUAUCUCUCUCUCUGUGUAGCAAACGGGCCGUUCCGCUCCACCGUCGGAGCCUGACCUGUGCGGUGGAAACUUACCAGUUUUUGCCGGGGUCGGGGCGAGAAGAAGAACACCACCUAAAUAUCCUCUGUCUCUUUCUCACGGGCAGUUUAAGUGUGUGUGUGUGCGCGCGCAGAGAAAGAGGUGGAACAACUCGCGGAACGGUCGCGGAAGGUUUUCUAAAUAUGAUAUAAAAAGAAGCAGAAGAGAGUAAACAAGAAAACUCUUAUUUAUUAGUGCAUAAAUGGAGAGAAAUAAACGCGAAAAUUGUUGAUUUUUAGAUGGUGAAUGAGAUAAAACAACAAUUUCAUGCAACAAAACAACAACAGUAAGAAGCUGAACAAAAUCCAAGCGUCUAAUGAACAAAUAGAAAACAAACAAAAAAACAGCAGAAAAAGUAAGCAACGCGUCACAUAAAACUGCCCGAUUGUUGUAAACUAAUUAAAAAACAAGAAAAAAAAACAAAAGAAAAAGUAUUUCAGCAAGAUGAAAAAAACAAGAAACCCAUUUAAAUGUAAAGUGAAAACAAACCGCAGAUAAACCAAGUUAGCUAAAUUUAAAGAAAAGCAGGCUAUUUGAAAUUAAUACCAAUAAAUAAAGGAAAAAGAAGAAAAACUCGUUAUAACAGCUGUAGAACAGAAACAAAACACAAACACACAGAAUAAAAUUAAGAAUAAAGGAAACAAUAUUUCUCUUCAUCAGAAACACAAACACUCGAAUCGCAGCAAGCGGGGAGAACAAAACUGAAACACACACACACACUCACACAGCAAAUAAAAUUACACAAACCCGAUUAAAAAAACAACCUUGCAUUACAUUCAAACAAAAACACGCAAAAAAAGAACAAGCAAAACCAACCCACACACACACACACACUUUCAAACCCCAACCAAGGAAGAAACCAGCAGAAAACAAACAAAAAAAAAA
Culex quinquefasciatus (southern house mosquito) is the source of this 6144-nucleotide messenger RNA. It is a transcript of the gene Atpalpha, whose product is annotated as sodium/potassium-transporting ATPase subunit alpha. Gene Ontology annotation, cellular component: membrane. Gene Ontology annotation, molecular function: P-type sodium:potassium-exchanging transporter activity; ATP binding; ATP hydrolysis activity. The record is from RefSeq and is a predicted model, not a curated record. NCBI's taxonomy places the organism in Eukaryota, Metazoa, Arthropoda, Insecta, Diptera, Culicidae. The coding region runs from base 549 to 3554 and encodes 1001 amino acids. Gene Ontology annotation, biological process: sodium ion export across plasma membrane; intracellular sodium ion homeostasis; potassium ion import across plasma membrane. The transcript is spliced from 11 exons.